Achroia grisella is the source of this 2107-nucleotide messenger RNA. RefSeq lists its product as uncharacterized. The transcript has 2 exons. The record is from RefSeq and is a predicted model, not a curated record. NCBI's taxonomy places the organism in Eukaryota, Metazoa, Arthropoda, Insecta, Lepidoptera, Pyralidae. Bases 198 to 1493 code for a protein of 431 amino acids.
ACUCAGUAUGGUUUAAAAACGUCAAAUUAUUAUAUAAUACAAAACAAAAAGAAAUAUUUGUAUUUAUUCAUAAUGAAUGCAAAUUAAGAGUGUUGUACUUACCACAUACAAACAACAUGACUUCAUUCAUGGUAGCUUUUUGGGAAUUAAUUAUCAAUACUUUCCAAUAAUGACAGGUAAUUUUGAGAGCCUAUAUAAUGGAGCAAAUAUUCAUGAUUGAAGUUUUUGUCAAAAAGAUAAUUUUGAAAAUCGAACCGCCUCAGAAAGAUGAGUAUGAACUUCGGAUGGAAGCAGAAGAAAGAAAAAGAGAAGCUGAGGCGUUAGCUGCAGCAGAAGCGGCAAAAAAAGGCAAGAAGGGAAAACCACCUAAACCAAAGAAACCCAAGAAAGGGAAAAAAGGCAAGGAACCACCAAUGCCAUCGGAAGAAGAAAUGAAAUUUAUGCAAACUUGUACAAUGCAAAUGAAUUGUUUACCACUGUUUGAUUUUUAUGUUGCUCAUGACAAUUUCAUACCACCACCUCCACCGCCACCUCCUCCUAAAAAAGGUAAAGGUAAACCUCCAAAACCGAAAAAGGGUAAGAAAGGAAAAGCCCAACCAAUAAAAAUUGUACUUCCCUCAGAACCUUUGCCACAGCCUCCAUAUUUCGGAGUUGGUAAUUCCGUAAUGUUUCUUUCGAGACCUUCGAAAUUAGAGGAGGUAUUAAGAAAAACACCAAUUUAUAUCACAGUUUGGAAUAGGGACUCAGAAAUGAACUGUAUAGGUUUUUGUGUUGUUGAGUGGCACGAGUCGUUCUUUGAUUGUCUUCAGAAAGCUGGUGAUUUGAAUCCUGUUAAUAUGGAUCAAGCAGAAUAUAGAGAAACAAAGAAACCUGAAAUGGUUACAAACACAGUAGAAUUAACUCGACCAUUACAGUGCGAGGAAGAUUUGAAAGCAUCUGGAGAAAUAGAAUUUUACAUUAGACUGUCAUGUUUGGGCAAUAGAGUUAUUAGCUAUUUUGUUGCUUUACCUGAAAUGGAACGUUUGCCUGGUAGAAAAUAUUUGACAGAUGAUUUGAAAUUAAAAGAUGUUGAAGUGGUAAGACAUUGGGAUGGUACUACAAUAGAGGCUGUACCACCUGUGGCUUACUUUUUCGGCGCUCCAGAUAUAAUUAGAGAACCUAUAAGACCUGAAGAAGAACCUGUUAUGUAUGAAGAGUAUGAAGCGCCAUUUACUAGAAGUGAGCUAACCAUACUCGCAAUGGGCUUUCCAAAAGGACCUUGUGGAGGGACAAAUUGCCCAAAACGAAUGGAUUUUAGAGGUAGUCAGCAUCAGUUUAUUCACGGUGAAACUAUUAAAGGCAAGUAUCAACAUGGACAAUUUGUUAAUAAAAGAGAUGUUCAUGGACCAUGCGGUAGACUGGAUUGUCCUUUGGCAAAAAAAGUUCGCAGUUACCUCUGCAAUGAGGGUAGUUACAAACCUUGCAGAAAACCUUGUUCUAAAGAUUAUUACUAAAUAAAAAGUACUGAUAAUUAAUUCAAUAGAAUAUUCUUUGUAAUCUAAUUAAUUAGCUCCUAAUCAAAUUGCAUGAAACGUGAAAUCCAUAAACCACCUUAUUCGCUUUUUAAUAUUCAAUUAAGAAAUUAUAAGGGUUAACUACGGACGAGCAUCUUUUAUUGAAGUUAAAAGCAUUAUAAACUACAAUUAAACGUUUAAUUCUUUAAUAGACUCGUAUAUAUGACUCAUAAAUAUAUCUGGACGUCAGUGCGGUGGACAUUGUAGAGGCUAUUCCAUGCAAUUAUACGCAAUGAACGGUAAUUAUCAGUUUUAAAAAUUCGCAAAGACGUUACGUGUGGUAUUUUUUAUUAUUCUAAUUAUUAGUACAAAUGAAAUCUGUUUUGAAGAAUUUUAUUUUUAAAUAUGCAAGAAACCCUUAAUUGUAGUUUAUUUCGAAUCCAUUGCAUUCGAAUUGGAUAUAACAAGGACUGAACCUGUUGAAUUAAUUACGCCUAUUAAGCUAAUAUACAUUCAAGAUGAAAUUUAAAACAUUAUUUUGUUACAAUUCAAAUUGAAGACAAAAUGGCUGCUCUACAGUUCUUUCGAUAUAAGCCCUAAUGAUAUUUGUAUAA